AUGGCAUCAUCUUCAACCCCACCACCAGAAAGCGACCCCAACUCCAGUCUACAUCUCCACGCCGAACUCCUCCCCAACAUCCGCCAACUAACCCUCUACAUCUCCGUCCCCGCCAACACCCCCAGCACCGAUCUCACCAUCACCCUCUCGGAAUCCCGCCGCUCUAUCUCCGUUUCCCUAAACCCUGACAACGACCCCAUAACCAUGAAACUCCCCGCCCACGUACACCCCACCUCCCACCACAUCCUACACCUCACCCCCACCACCCUCCCCCAAACCCAACCCCGCGCCACCCAGGGCGAAUACUCGUUCCGAAUGCCGGUCGACGUCAAUACCCCCAUUACUAACAAUCAUAAUGAUCUUGAUUCCCUGGACGGGUAUAUCCCCUGGACGGCGACGGAUAUGUCCUCUGCGACGAGGUUGCGGUGUUUGAAGUGUGAGAGUGAGGUGUUGGGUGAGGGGAAGGUGUGGAAGGAUCUGCCCAGUGGGAAUUGGGCCGAGAUGAUGGAUUUUUGGCAUUGUCAUAAACCGGAUCCGCCUAAGGGAGAAAAUAAUGGAAACGGGGAUGGGGAGGAGAUGAAUGCGGUGAAGGGGUAUGGGGCUGCUAAUCAGGUCGUUGCGACGCCGGGGACGGUCUUGGUGGAUGUGGUGGGGUUUUUGGUCGCGGGGAGGGAUUGUUUGGGGAUUCCCAACACCAACACCGACACAACCCACCCAGACGCAAACGCCGACAAAAUCCACUGCACCACCUGCACCACCCAACUCGGCAUCCACGACCCCAUCGCCAACGGCCACCGACUCUACAAAACCCGUCUCGCUGCCUCCUCCCCUUCCUCUCCCUCCCCAACAUCCUCAUCCUCCCCCGAAGUCUCUCCAACAACAACAACGAUCUGGUCCCACCACCCCCCCGAAACAGUCAUCUCCGCCCAACUCCUCGAACUCAUCGACCGCGAAAGCACCCGCCGAUUCAUCCUCCACAGCGACAACAAGUCUGGAUUAUUGAUAUGGAUCUUCACCCCCACCCUAACCUACUCCAACGCCAGCGCCACCCACCAAAUCAGCGCUCAACGGGCCAUGAAAGUCUUUUAUCAGAUCUUGAGCGAUGAGAAGGAGAUUCAGAGGAUGUUGGAUGCCGAGGUGGGAAAGGUGGGGGUGGUGGCGGUUGAGGAGGUGAGGUUGUUGGGGGAGGAGGUUGAUGGGUUCCAACGGGUUUUGGAAAAGAGUAGGAGUUUGUUGCCGGUUGAGGCGAGGGAGUGGAGGGGGUGGAGGGUUGGGUUGGUGGGGAGGUUUGAGAGGAAUAUUUCUAUUACUACUUAG
This is a messenger RNA of Aspergillus ibericus CBS 121593, 1317 nucleotides long. RefSeq names its product HECT-type E3 ubiquitin transferase. The coding region runs from base 1 to 1317 and encodes 438 amino acids. Gene Ontology annotation, molecular function: cyclin binding; ubiquitin protein ligase activity; ubiquitin conjugating enzyme binding. Gene Ontology annotation, biological process: proteasome-mediated ubiquitin-dependent protein catabolic process; protein monoubiquitination; protein autoubiquitination. Gene Ontology annotation, cellular component: ubiquitin ligase complex; cytosol; nucleus. Lineage: Eukaryota; Fungi; Ascomycota; Eurotiomycetes; Eurotiales; Aspergillaceae. The record is from RefSeq and is a predicted model, not a curated record. The transcript has 3 exons.